Zophobas morio is the source of this 1533-nucleotide messenger RNA. RefSeq names its product UDP-glycosyltransferase UGT5-like. Bases 1 to 1533 code for a protein of 510 amino acids. NCBI's taxonomy places the organism in Eukaryota, Metazoa, Arthropoda, Insecta, Coleoptera, Tenebrionidae. The record is from RefSeq and is a predicted model, not a curated record. The transcript has 5 exons. Gene Ontology annotation, molecular function: UDP-glycosyltransferase activity.
AUGUUAAAAUUUCUAGUUUUGUUCGCUCUAACUACAGAAUAUGUAAUAUGUGCUAAUAUCUUAAUCACAUCUACCGUAGUCUCACCAAGUCAUCAAAAUUGGAAUAGAGUUUUUGCUUUUGGUUUAGUCAAGAGAGGCCACAACGUCACAUUACUGGACUUACAAAACGAUAACGAGCAACAUGCCAACUAUUCUCACUUUAACGUAGAAGGUCCCUACAAUUUGAUGGGAACUAAAUACAAAGUGCCUGAUUUUGCAGAGUACACACCGACUGAAAGUGUUGUCUGGAUACUUAAUAUGGGGUUUGAUACAUGUGCAGAGGCUCUUCGUUCUCAAGGCCUCCAACGACUGUUAAAUUAUCCUCGAAAUUUCAAGUUCGAUUUAAUCAUUUUGGAUGUUGCUUUGCAGUGUUGCUUCUGUCCGUUAAUCCACAGAUUCAACUAUCCUCCGGCAAUUGGCACCACGCCUUGGCCUCUACCAACAUUUCUAACAUGGGAUUUUGGGAAUCCAUUACAAUCGACCUAUAUACCGUGGUACAAUUUUCCAUACGGCGAAGACAUGACCUUAAUAGAACGCUUUUGGAACCACAUUUUCACGUAUAGCGAAAUACUAUUAAAAUCUCGCUUUAUUAAUAAAUUAGAAGAAAAACUGAUAAAAACUUUCGGUGACGAUAUUCCACCUUUGAAGAAGUUAGAGCGUCACAUUUCCUUACUGUUAUCUAACCAUGAUCUCCUACUACAUUAUCCUCAAGCUUUGGCGCCCAAUUUAAUUCCCGCUGGAGGUCUCCAUAUCGCAAGUCCCAAGGAAUUACCGAGAGAGUUGGCAUCGGUUCUAGAUGACGCGAAAAACGGCGUUAUUGUUUUCUCCUUAGGCACCAACAUGCGCUCCGAUUUUUUAAAGAAAAAAUUGCAAAGAUCCCUACUGGAUGCUUUCAGUAACCUAUCAGAAAUCGUGAUAUGGAAAUUCGAAAGCGAGAUGGACAAUCUCCCGAAAAAUGUUAUCGUUAGAAAGUGGUUACCACAGAACGAUAUUUUAGGUCAUCCCAACGUGAAGUUAUUCAUAGGACACGGUGGAGCUUUGAGCACUCAAGAAGCCAUCUACCAUGGAGUACCAAUGAUUUGUAUCCCCUUCUUCCUAGAUCAAAUCGUUCACUCGGGAACGAUCGUUCGCGAGAAAUUGGGGCUUUCUCUCUAUUAUAAAGAAAUUACCACCGAACUUUUUUUAACCCGAAUAAGAGAAGUCUUAAACAAUUCGGUUUAUAGAGAAAACAUGAAAAAACUGUCUAGACUAUACAAAGAUCGACAAGAACAUCCUUUAGAACGAGCAAUUUUUUGGGCGGAAUAUGCUAUGCGUCAUAAUGGAACCCAUAUUUUGGAUAUCCCAGAUCGUGAUCUUUCGUAUUUCCAAACUUUGAGCUUGGAUCUUGUUGCGUUGUUUAUUGUUUUCUGUAUGGUCUCCUGUUUACUACUUUACAAGAUAGUGAAGAUCAUUGUAAGCAAAUUUAAACUUGUAAAAUUACACAUAUUGCUGUAG